AUGUUUCUAAGGCUACUCACAUCUGCACUCCUCUUCUCUACCAUCAGCAAUGCACAGUUCACUCCAGUUGGACUCGGCACUGCUGGGAACUUUCUUGUUCUUGCUGCCACAACAGUAACCAACACAAACACCGACACCAUUGUUGAUGGCGGCGAUCUUGGGGUCUCUCCAGGAAAUGCUGUCACGAACUUCCCCCCGGGUGAGGUCAUUGGGGGAACAAUCCACGCUGGUGAUGCCGUCGCAGCACAGGCACAGUUAGAUCUGGCAACGGCAUAUGGUGAUGCAGCUGGCCAGGCACCUACAGCGACUCUUCAAAAUCCAGAGCUUGGUGGUCUCACCCUUUUUGCUGGUACAUAUAAGGCUGGGUCCACGACUACAUUUGGCAUUACUGGCACUCUCACGCUUGACGGCCAAGGAGACCCGGAUUCUGUUUGGAUCUUUCAAAUGGGAACCACUCUCAUCACUGCAAGCUCCUCCCGAGUUGUGCUGACCAAUGGUGCCCAAGCUUGCAAUGUCUUCUGGCAAGUGGGAAGCUCCGCAACCCUGGGGACGGGAAGCACUUUCGUUGGGACCAUCAUGGCACUCACAUCUAUCACGGCGACUACAAAUGUGGCUAUUCAAGGACGUCUUCUUGCUCUUAAUGCGGCGGUGACUCUAGACGACAACAAAAUCACUGUUCCGGGUUGUUCCACUACAUCAACCACUACGACAUCAACCACUACGACAUCAACCACUACGACCUCAACCACUACGACCACGCAGCCAAUUAUUACACUGCCUGUAAUAGGUCCCAUAGGGCCCAUUGUUAUACCCAUUUUACCCGGCGGCAUCGGCAACGAUCAAGGCAGCGGCGGCAACGGCAACGGCCAUGGUAGCGGCGGCAAUGGCAACGGCAAUGGCAAUGGCAAUGACAAUGACAAUGACAAUGGUAAUGGUAAUGGUAAUGGCAACGGCAUACCCGGUGAUAUCGUUGGCAGCAUUCUUGGCGACAAAGACAACGAAAUAUGGAAUGGCAACGGCGGCCCGUCCCCCGCAGGGGGGAUACCAUACUCUGUCAACCAGCACAGCCACCACCACGACCAAGGCCACGGUCACUAUGGACCAUAUGAUGACCACUACGGUGGCUCUAACGGCGACCACUACGGCGGCUCAAACAACGACAACUACGGCGACCACUACGGCGGCUCAAACAACGACAACUACGGCGACUGGUCCACAGGAUCCACAACCAAGCCAUGGGAACCAUCCAUGACUGAGUCUGCCCCUUUCCAACCCGAGACAUAUAACCCCUCGUGGUCUACUGAACCUAUCAGGGGCCGUUGA
Molecule: messenger RNA, 1323 nt
Organism: Penicillium lagena
Lineage: Eukaryota; Fungi; Ascomycota; Eurotiomycetes; Eurotiales; Aspergillaceae
Product: ice-binding family protein
Exons: 1
Coding region: 1-1323 (440 amino acids)
Source: RefSeq, a predicted model, not a curated record